GUGUCACUGUACAAAACACUGAGAAAAGCCAAAAACCAUACCAAAUACAGCAUUUAAAUCCGCUUUUGCUGUCUUUUCAUGCCCUUCGAUUUCAACUCACCAAACCAAAACACACUCAUCACUGUCUCUCACAACCCCAACAAGUGUUCAUCCCCAGAGAUUAACACUAGUGCUGCGAACAAACCAACAAAUUUCAUGUUUUCUUCUUCUUCUUUUUCUUCUUCCCCUAAUUGAGUCUUUUAUUAUCAUAAUUUUUAUUUAAUAAGGGUCUUAAUUAACUUUUGGCUUAAAUCAGUGACCCAAACAAAAGUGAGAGAGUGGAAUGCAGAAACGCAAGUGGAUUCCGUUGGCGGUGCUGAGAAAGUUGCUAAUUGCGGCCAUAUGCUCCAUAGCGUUUGUGGCUCUCUUCUCUGUUCGCGUACACAUUAUUCCUUCUUCUAAAGAUCACAGGUUCAACGACAAGAUCUCAACGACUCAGGAUCCACAAAGCUGGACGCGGGAGCUCGCACCACCCCAUUUAUCCAAAGCUCCACUUCCUACUCCCAAGUUGAGUGGUUCAAGAGGGAAUUUUGAUUACCAGAAGCUGUGGAAGACUCCAUCAAAUCAUGGGUUUCUGCCCUGUACAAACCCUACACCUAAUUACACCACUCCUGCCGAAUCGCGAGGAUAUCUUUUAGUUCAUACAAAUGGCGGGCUCAACCAAAUGCGUUCUGGGAUAUGUGAUAUGGUAGCAGUAGCUCGAAUCAUAAAUGCCACUCUUGUAAUUCCAGAACUUGAUAAAAGGUCAUUUUGGCAAGAUACUAGCAAUUUCUCUGAUAUUUUUGACGAAGAGCAUUUUAUGAAUUCUCUAGCUAAUGAUGUAAAAAUCAUUAAGAAACUUCCCAAAGAAUUGGUUAAUGCAACCAGAGUGGUCAAGCAAUUCAUAAGCUGGUCUGGCAUGGAUUACUAUGAGAAUGAGAUUGCUAGCUUGUGGGAAGAUUACCAAGUUAUUCGAGCUUCCAAAUCUGAUUCACGAUUAGCAAACAACAAUCUACCUCCAGACAUUCAGAAGCUUCGCUGCCGGGCUUGUUAUGAAGCACUUCACUUCUCUCCUCUCAUUGAACAAAUGGGAAAAUUGUUGGUGGAGAGGAUGAGGUCAUUUGGUCUCUAUAUUGCAUUGCAUUUGCGUUAUGAGAAGGAUAUGCUCGCAUUUAGUGGGUGCACCCAUGAUUUAUCUCUAGUUGAAGCUGAAGAGCUACGGUUGAUCAGAGAGAACAUUUCCUAUUGGAAAAUAAAGGACAUUGAUCCAAUAGAACAGAGGUCCAAAGGGCUUUGCUCCUUAACUCCAAAGGAAGUUGGGAUUUUUCUUACCGCUCUCGGAUACCCAUCAACAACUCCAAUAUAUAUUGCUGCUGGAGAGAUAUAUGGGGGCGAGUCCCACAUGGCUGAACUGCAUUCCCGAUAUCCAUUGUUGAUGAGCAAGGAAAAGUUGGCAUCCAUAGAAGAGCUUGAACCUUUUUCUAAUCAUGCAUCCCAAAUGGCUGCUCUUGACUAUAUUGUAUCUAUUGAAAGUGAUGUAUUUAUACCUUCUUAUUCCGGAAAUAUGGCAAAGGCUGUUGAGGGUCAUCGCCGUUUUCUUCGACGUGGAAGAACAGUAUCUCCAGACAAGAAAGCCCUUGUUCAUCUGUUCGAUAAACUGGAUCAGGGAAUAAUAACUGAGGGGAAGAAACUAUCAAAUAGGAUUAUUGAUCUCCACAGAAGACGACUUGGUUCUCCCAGGAAGAGAAAAGGGCCAAUUUCUGGAACAAAGCACAUGGACAGGUUUCGGUCAGAAGAAGCCUUUUAUGCUAAUCCCUUGCCUGAUUGUUUAUGCCAGACAGAGACAUAACCACCACCUCUAAACGUCUCUCAGAUUGUUUGAUAGAUAAGAUACUGCUGAACUUUUUCCUUGGAAAUACCCCUUGGAGAAAAGAUGGCACAUGUGUAAUCAAUUUACACAAAGUUUGAGCAUAAGAUCUGAUAUGCAGCUGGGAGGUGGCACUGUGGUGGCAGAGUGUAUAUACCGGUAUCGCUGUUACACGUACCCUUCAAUUUGGGGGAAAAAAUAAAGGAAAAGAAAACCCUUAUUCGGGUUUUGACAUAAAAAAUUAGAGAUUGGGAUGAGUAGUUCAUGGGUCUAGUAGAGGGCAGGAUGGAGAUUUGAGAUGACUGGAUUCAUUUGUUAUGUGGACAUGCCUUAGUUAUUUAUGAAGAGGUAUAGUGUAGAGCUUCCAGAUAUGGCCAGGGAUCUCAAUCACCCGUUAUUGAAUUUCUUCUAGAGCAAUUUUACAUAGUUCCACAUUUUGUAAUCUGUUCUUGUUGAAAGACAACAAAAUGCAAAAAUCUUUUAUUGUUCCCUAAUGCGUACGUUUAUUUAUUAGGGAGAGGGGGGAAAGUGUGGCAGAACUUCAUCUGUCGUUUGGAAACAUACAGAUAUUUGCAAAUAGAAAAUUAGAAAAUUCGGCUUAAUUUUGUUGAAGUCAGACUUCCUAGGAGUCAUGAGUCAUGCAGCCUGAAGGGAAAACUAGAAUAGGAAAUGGUUUCAGUCUUUAAGAAUCAGUUUUUUUUUUUUAAUUUAAAA
Glycine soja is the source of this 2599-nucleotide messenger RNA. RefSeq names its product O-fucosyltransferase 7-like. NCBI's taxonomy places the organism in Eukaryota, Viridiplantae, Streptophyta, Magnoliopsida, Fabales, Fabaceae. Gene Ontology annotation, cellular component: cytoplasm. Bases 323 to 1867 code for a protein of 514 amino acids. The transcript has 12 exons. The record is from RefSeq and is a predicted model, not a curated record.